This is a messenger RNA of Postia placenta MAD-698-R-SB12, 741 nucleotides long. RefSeq lists its product as hypothetical. The record is from RefSeq and is a predicted model, not a curated record. Gene Ontology annotation, cellular component: cis-Golgi network; TRAPP complex; trans-Golgi network. The coding region runs from base 1 to 741 and encodes 246 amino acids. Gene Ontology annotation, biological process: regulation of GTPase activity; endoplasmic reticulum to Golgi vesicle-mediated transport. Lineage: Eukaryota; Fungi; Basidiomycota; Agaricomycetes; Polyporales; Adustoporiaceae. The transcript is spliced from 5 exons.
AUGACCUCUAGGACGUCUUUUCAGAAUGCAGCAGCAUCCGGCUCUAGUCCUAUCCCGUCUUCCUCUACCAUCCCAUCUCUUGCUGUCAUCGCCGACCCGCCGGUCCGCCAAAUGGACGGCGCAGCCAUGGACUACUUUCUCAUUGAGGCGGUUAACGCGCUGCGGGAGUCUUCCAUGGUGGCAGCAGCGCGUGCGAAGAAGGUGGAGCAGGAGAUGCUGGAGGCCGGCCUCAUUCCUGCUCCCACAGCAGUGCCCGCGACGCUCAAGGACGGGCAGCGCGACUCGGUCGGCAGUGCUUCGCGAGCCUCGAGUGUCAAACCCAGUGUCGAUGAAGAGGAAGAAGCGGUCAGGACGCGUUUGGAGGCGAUCGGCAUGCAUGUCGGCGCGAACAUUACGGAACGGCUAAGCCACGAUAGACCGCUUUUCGCGGACACGCUCGAUGCAGUCAAGUUCAUCUGCAAGGACCUCUGGGCAGCGUGUUGGGACAAGCAGGUCGACAAUCUGCGAACGAAUCAUCGAGGUAUCUAUGUCCUACAAGAUCAAGCCUUUAAGCCGAUCGCCCGAAUAUCGAGCUGGGAGGGGCGCGCCGAAGCUCUGAAGAAAGCGAAGCUGUAUGUCGCUAUGCCCGCAGGCAUAUUGCGAGGUGCUCUUAUAAGGCUUGGGUACCAAGCUGUCGUGGUGCCUGAAAUAGCGUCCCUGCCUCAAUGUAGCUUCCAGCUCCGGCUACCGAAAGGCCCAUAG